Rotaria sp. Silwood2 is the source of this 3616-nucleotide messenger RNA. The record is from the annotation of a GenBank genome assembly. Lineage: Eukaryota; Metazoa; Rotifera; Eurotatoria; Philodinida; Philodinidae.
ACGGGGCGGGCCGGAGAGUGGGGGGGGGGUGGGGAGGGUGCAGGGGCUUACUUUCGAAAAAUGGGAAAGAAUGUGAAUAAAAACGUUUAGAACUUCAGAUUUUCAAGUAGGGUAGGCGAUUUCUUCUGAAGUUUAAAAGAAUUUUUCAAGUUUUCGAAAGUCGUUUGGCAAAAAACGAAAACUUUCAACAGCAGGAGGGGGUUACCCCUACCCCCGCUCGCGUCGCCUUCGCUUGACUGAUAUUUCUAUAGUAGAUAUAUACAGCUGAGUUACGAAUAAACCGAAAGUUUCAGCACAAACAGAUCAAUCAUUUUAGGGAUAUCGAUUUGGUCAAUAUAGCUAUUUUGUUGAAUUGCGUGUACAUUACAGUGCAAUACAUUUUUAUCACAAACACUAUCAACCAUGGGCUACCUUUUCAUCAUAUUGAAAGUGUCUUAUCAUCUAAAAUUGUUUUCUUGGUACUAUAUGUCAUUUCCAGAAAGCACGAUCAUGUACGUAAGGCACGUUAGCUGGAUCAGCGUAAUGGAUUAGCACACGAGUAGUCUCAUUUGAAAGAGCACACCUGACUGCAUAGAAUCCCGUUUUCAAAAGUUGGUGACAUUGAACUUUGAUGCACCAGAUUUGCUUCUCGAUUCUAACUACGAAAAUUAACGAUUUGUUCUCAGAUGUUCUAGCUAUGUAUACCAAAUACAAGUUCGCUUUGACAAGCUUCGAAAUUUAAAAUUUCAACUCACUUGUAUGUGUUUGUAAAAAAGGAUGAAAAAUUUACUUUGAAAACAUUUUACUCAAAACAUAUUCAAUAGAUCUAUUUUUUUUUACACACCGAUAAUUUAGUUAAGGAGUAGCAAAAAUAUCUGAAGUUUUUACCAUUCACUAUUCUUAUGGUGACAUUUGUAUCAUAGAGUGAAACCGAGUCGAAUAAUACGAUUCAGUGCGAUUGAGCUCAGCCGAAUCGAAUGGGAUUAUUUUUGUUAUAUUUAGUUGCCAAUGGUAUCUUUAUUUAUGACUGAGAAAGGAGAAAAUAUAUUUCUAAAAGUAGUAAUGCAAAACAAAUCAAUCGGAUUGACGCUAAAUUUUAAACACCAUUAUUUUAUAUUUUCCUUUCUAGAUAACUUAAUUUUUGAUUCUUCAAUAAAACUACAGAUUAAUCAACCGCAACAUAAUAAUGAAAGACGUAUGAGUAAAAAGAUGAAUGAAAGUGGUGCCGCUCAAAAGUUCGCUUAUUACUAUUAUUUUCACACUAGUGCUGAGUCAAUGCUGAAUUAUGAUUCGAGUAUUAACUAUUAUGAUAUGCACUGUUGCAAAUGUAAAACAGAAACAACUGUUUUAUUUACCUAGUGUGUACAAGACCUUACAAGGAAGCUUAUGUAUAUUUUAUCUCAUGUAGUUCCGGUCAGAGUAAAAAGACUGGAAAAUGUUAUUGAAAAUCAAGAAAAAUGACCGCGAUAUAAGUACGGUCGAAUGAUACUACAGUACCCAUGCCUUCUAUACCUAUUUUUCUAUUAGAAAAAUAGGUAUAGAAGGUAUCAAUCUUCUGCAGCAAUAAGGUUCUUUUUUUUGUUCGGAGAAAGAAUAUCCUAUGGAAGUUAGUUUGCUUGUCAAUCAUAUUUAUAUAAAUGAUCAUAAAGUUACAUAUUAAAAUUAAAUAUUUCAUGAGAAAAUCGACAGAUAUUGUCUUCAUGAGGAUAGGACAUUGCUAAAAGUUGGAUAUUGCCUAAAACUACGUAACAUCAGCUUUGAAGCUAUCUCAACCAAAUAAAACCAAACUGAAUUCGAAUUGAAAGUUUGUCAUUUGUUUCGAUCUCUGAUACAGUUUUAAGUCAGCUAAAGCAUAUACCAUUCGAUAGAGCACGCCAAGCUACAUCUAAUGAGCUAAGCCUCGUCAAUAUUUCAGAUUCGAAAACAAUCUUGAGGGCAAAAACUUUUUUAAUGUCUUGUAUUCUAUAGCACAUAAUCAAUAUAUUCUUGGUUUCACUGAUGUUAGUUAGUUUUCAUAGAAGUAUGCGAAUACAGUAUGUAAUAAGGCUUCCUGAGUUGCAUCUGUUUCAAUAAAUUCUUCAGUUAGCUCAGCGGAUAAGCGUGACUCUUUUGAAAAACCUCGUAUCAACUGUUAGCAGAUCUUCCAUUUUAAUCAAUUCUAACUAUCUACUAUUGCUCGCCAAAGCCUCGCGCAUUUGCACACAUACUGUGUUUAAUAUUACAUUCAUUCGACAGAAGUCCUUGGUAAACGUCAAUGAAUUGUAUGAUACAAUACGGUCUUGUAGUUUUGAUUCACACAACCCUUAAGCUGAAUUCUCCAAUUUGGUGGCAUAGGGUUUCGCAGAACAGAAUAUGUCGUGUCAGACCUGGAGAUGCAUGAAGCUGAAUGAAUUGAGAUCAGCGCAUUCCUAGGUGGUACUGAUCGGAGAAUGUUCUUCUGCCCUAUGUGGUCUCUUAUGCAGCGCGCCCCCUACUGGUCCAGCAUCAAUAUCUAGUAUAGGUGAAAUUCAGUGUUUUCUCAUAGAUCUUAAACCAGCAAGUCCAUUAUUAUAUAUUAUCAACACCGUUUGUUUCCUUCUUUUGAAGUAAUGGCAUCGUUUUUAGCAGGCGACAACGUAAACAAUAAUCGGAGUCGGGUGAGGCACAUUUUAAAAAAAUGGCAUUUUUCUUCUUUAUUAUUAUAACUAUCUGUUUACGUGAUGUUCUUAAACAGCAGCAAAUACCAAACAUCAGAAAACAAGACAUAAAUCAACUCCCACACACUGUCGUCGUAAAAGAAUUAGUACAACGAAAUUUAUCAACAAGGUUUGUUUUAAAUCAAAAGAAAUUGUUAAUAUGAUUUUCUGUGUUCAAGUGGGAACACUCACAUCUUGAAAACUCGCUUGAGAAAAAAUUUUGAUGGGAAUAACAAAAAACGGGCACGACAAUCCUACGACUUUUUGGCUGUCAUUGAUUUUGAAGCAACAUGUAUGAGCAAGCCGCCACCAUCACCUCACUGUUACAUUCAAGAAAUUAUUGAAUUUCCCAUUGUUCUCAUCGAUGUUGCACAAGAGAUGAUUGUAAAGAAAUAUAACAUAUCCAUCUGAUUGAACUAGUUCGAAUAUACUUUAUGGUUAAUCUACUAGGUCGAAAAAUUUCAUUCAUAUUGUCGGCCGAUCGUUCAUCCAAUUUUGUCAGAUUUCUGUAAACAACUGACUGGAAUCACACAGGUUAGCAUUUCUAAAAAGAUGGAUAUUCAAUAUAAUGCAUCUACUCAUCUUGAUGUAUAUAGGAACAAGUAAACAGUGCCCCUGUGUUUGCUGAGGUAUUUGCAAAUGCUGAGAAAUGGUUAACCGACAGAGAAUUAUUACCACUUCAAAAUCGGAAAUGUUUAUUUGUCACUGAUAGUCCAUCAGAUUUUAACAGAUAUUUAUCUAUGCAAUGUGACGUUGCUAAUAUAGUCUAUCCAAGAUGGGCAUAUCAAUGGGUUAAUAUUAAACCAACGUUUUCGAAUUUUUAUUCGACGAAAGCUGGUCGUAUUCGUAACAUGUUGGAACUGUUAGGUCUUCGAUUCGAGGGUCAUUUACAUUCCGGUUUGGAUGAUGCGACAAAUAUCGGAAGAAUAGCAAUUGAAUUAAUAAAGGUAAAUGAUCAUUAA